Messenger RNA from Leucoraja erinaceus (little skate), 6525 nucleotides. RefSeq names its product tandem C2 domains nuclear protein. The coding region runs from base 528 to 2048 and encodes 506 amino acids. The record is from RefSeq and is a predicted model, not a curated record. Gene Ontology annotation, cellular component: nucleus. Lineage: Eukaryota; Metazoa; Chordata; Chondrichthyes; Rajiformes; Rajidae. The transcript has 13 exons.
CACACACACACAGGAAGGAGCUCUAGGACCCAGCGGACACCUUUAUGCUGCUGUGGAUAAAGCGAGGAUGAAAGAGAUGUGAGGCAAGGAGUGUGGUGUUGGCUGAGCUGCGAUGAGGCUGGCUGGAGGCACGGUGACUACAGCAGGGCCAUGGGGACGCUCUAUGUGACUGCAGCUCCACACAACAAGGACUGUCUGCUGGAAAGGGCGAGAGCAACUCUGACCCGUCUCUGCACCAGGGAAGCUGAUGAGGAGAAGUCUAAACCCCAACUUUAAUCAGCAGGAUAAAAGAACGACUGUUUCACAAACCAACUCUUCUGGGAAGUUCAUGCGGGGGGGUUGAAGUCUAGUGUCAACCUGUUGUCGGAGCCUGGGUUGAGUGUAUGUGUGUUGGACUGAUCUGUCUGUGGGCCACGUUCUCUGGACCCCCCGGUCCACUUCUGAAGACCAGCAACUAAGGAAGCCUUGUGGUACGAGGACUUGCAGAGAUCGAUUCCCAAUAACUUUACACCCGAGUAACUGAGAGAAUGGCAGCUCUGGAGAUAGAGACGGCCACAACAGCAAGACUCUGGCUGCUGGGUCCACUGUUUAUUGCAUUGCUGUUCAGUGUUGUACUCGGGGUCAUGACAGAGUUUCUGAAGGAUUGCUGCAGGGAAGCCUCGUCAAAAGGGAAACGGAAAGAUGUCACCCAAGUUCCUUCGGAUCCUGCAGAUCUGUUGUCUUCAAAACUGGAAAGCAACUUGGGGGCCAAGAAGACUGGAUUUAGUGAGGAUAUUUUGCUCUCAAAGCUGCCUCUGAAUGGCAAGGAAGUCCCCUUUGUGGUUCCAAAUUUGAAACCUACCUAUAUACAACCAAACUUCCACUGGAAUUAUGAGGAAACUCUGCCAGGUCUCCCAAGGGCUCAAUAUGUUGAAAGAAAACUGGAGCUGUCCAAAGGUUUGCAUCAUGUGCCAGAUAUUGAUGAUGUCUACAAUCCCAAUUACAUGAUCACUCCCAUUGGUCUAGGAACUGGUAGACAUGUACUACCCAAGGGGAACCCGGUCAGUCCCUAUGGAUCAGCAUGGGAAUUGAGAAGUCCACAACAGAUUAACGCACAAGGUUUAAGCAGUUCCAUGUUGGACCUAUCGUCACCCCAGCGGACACAAAGAUUCAGUUCGACAUCCAGUCUAAACAGCACUGCAUCUUCUUUGCGGGAUUCUUUAGGAAGCACCCGCAGUCUAGAUGGAUACCCUGAUGAAUUUGGAAAACUCAAUUUGAAGCUGAGUUACAGAGCAGACGUGGAACAAAUCUGGAUCACUGUGGUACAGAUUAAGGAUUUGUAUCUGCACUACAAGCCUACAGAGAAGGUUCAGGUGUAUCUUAAGGGAACGUUAACAUUACCAAAACCUGUGCAUUUCAAGUCUUCUAUGAAAGACGGUAACACAGUUUUGAUAUUCAUGGAAACCUUUGUGUUCAAUAUCAAACUGCCCAUUCUUCAAACACACGGCCUGGUGAUCAGAGUGGCCACUCAGCUGCCCCGUAAGAGGAUCAUUGGGGAAUGUGCGAUGUCGCUCAGAGAACUGAGCAAUGUGGAGUCUGACCUCUGGCUGAGUAUUAAUCCACCGUCAAAGAACCCGGUCUCCCAUGCUGUACUCCAUGUGGGAACUUGUUUCCAAGCUGUCAGCAAACGGGUCCAGCUGCAAAUACUGGAGGUGCAGAAUCUGCCAAGUUCCUCGAGUCCUUUGACACAAACAUUCUACGUGAAGAUAAUGAUGGAGUCGAGGGACGGACUGUUUGACAAAAAGAAGACACGCCCUCUGAAAUCUGUGAAUGGCCAGGUGAAGUGGGGGGAAACAUUUCUGUUCCAUGUCGUUCAAAAUGAGUUCGAUCUCCAUAGAGUCAGCUUCACCCUGAAACUCUACAGCAAGAGUUCAGUCAGAAGAAAACAACACUUGGGCCAGGUGGUGAUCGGUUGGAACAGCACGGGAAUGGCUUUGGAGCAGUGGAAAGAUACCAGCGCCAAUCCAGAGAAAGUAGUUAUGAACUGGCACAUCCUGAGCCUAACCUGACCCCACUGCACUGAGCCGAACUGUGCCUUUCCUGGGAAGACUGGAACUGAAAUAUUUACCGUCUUUGAAUUGGGUCUCUCGUAAAAUGAUUUGCAGCAAUCAUUAGGACAAUGUUGCUUUGUUUUGUAUAACCAGGGACUUGGACAAGCAGGGAAUACAAACAAAACUCGUUGGAGCAUAUCACAGACCUGUUUGAAAUUGCCUAGGAUUUAUGAUUAUGGCUUUCCAGUAGUUUGGUUACUAUCUUACCAGUUUGUAUUGUGCUCCACAUACUAGUAUACUAAGUCUUAAUACUUGCAAUUUGUCUUUUUUGUUUCAUGGUCAUCAACUAUUGAUUAACAACAUGUCAAUAAUUAUCUGAUUAAUUUCAGUGCAUUUGAGGGAACUAUUGUAGUUUCUUUGUUAGUAUGUGUAUUUAUUAUUAAUUAUGGCUUUAGAAAUACAUAUUUUACGCCCUGAAUUGGAGCUUAACAACUUGGGCAUUGUCGUGUGACCCUGGUAUUUUUGAGUUCACCAACUUGAAAUUUAUUAAUGAAGGAUAAAAAGUAUCUCCACAUUGAGAAUGAGGAUGAUGCCUUGUACCAAUAACAUGUCACCCGUUCAUUGAGAUAUCAAUGGAGAUCACACUCCCCCAUAAAGGAAAAUGAAGUACAGGUCCUCCCCAGAGAACAAAUAUUUGGGGAACUAGGGGUAAGGAUUUCUGGGCUGCAGAGAUAAUUUCCAAAUUUGGUUUGAAGCCACAUUUCUGGCUGGGUUACAAACAGUUAUAAGGGCAGGAACCUGCCCAUGAAUCUGUGAAAGACCAGUACUGACUUCACCUAUAUGCUCCACAUUGGUUACAACCAUUAUCCCACAAGUAAUCCCUGUAUGAAUUUCUUUUAAACCUAUUGAUUGUAAUGUAGAGAUGAAUGUAUUUCUUUUCUGAAGCUUUUUCUCCCCUCCCACCCCCAUCUCUCCGCCAUUAAACAUCCCCUUUAGGUUUGAUGCCAUCCAAUGAUGGGGGGAAGAUGGGGAUUGGUUCUGUAUUUGUUAUCUGUGUACCUGUGUGUGUUAGGUUCAGGCUGCUGCUGCUCAGAAAAUGUUGCUGGACCUCCUUGGCUUUUGCACAAGCUAAUGUAACUGGGCGUAUAUACACUUGCACUUCACACAUUUUUACACCACAGAGACUUGCCCACCCCUCAUGUCCACUGUGCAACUGUGGCCGAUGCACUCUGGUAAUAAAUGAAGACUGAAUUGAUGCACUUUGAUGGGGGGGGGGGGGGGGGGGGGGGGGCUUUGCUGUUCCACCAUCUCUGCCUGAAUUUGUGCAUCUUGUGCUGCUUUGUUCCUGUACGCAUCCACCACAAGAAACUGAAUUCAAUUUCAAUUGUAACUAUCGAUUUAUUUCUCCUCUCUUGAUGUUACUGACAGGACAAGUAUCCAUUGACUUAUGACUAUUCAGUGCAUGGACCCAAAAGAGACAUGGAUAUGAAAGCAAAAGUUUGUCAAAAGUUUAUUUUUCACUAUAACCAAUAACAUGCCAUCCUGUCUAACGUACCAAUAAUUUCCACCCAAUUUAAAUUUAUGAAAUUUCACUCAUUGAACAUACGAUACGUGAGCUGGCCAUUCACCCGUUGUGUCUUUCAGUAGCAUAACUGAUCUUUCACGUUGUUGCCACUUUCUUGCCCUAACCCACACUCCUUGAUGUCUGAUAAUAUUAACAAUAAAUCUCUGGACAAUUUCUGUUCUGUCAGCUCAACUGUGGCAUGGUGCCGCAGACAUAGAGUUGCUGCCUUACAGCACCGCAGUCCCAGGUUCGAUCCUGACAAUGUGUGCUGUCUGUGGUUUGCUGAUCGGCAAGGACUUGGUGGGCUCAAGGGCCUUGUUACUCUACUGUUUCCACACUGUAUCUCGGAAACUAAAUCUGAGCCAGCUCACUUAACAUUCAUAGGCAACUUGAUUGAAAAAUCAACAAAGCUUCUGUUAUGUGUAGGAAGGAACUGCAGAUGCUGGUUUAAACCGAAGAUAGACACAAAAAGCUGGAGUAACUCAGCGGGACAGGCAGCAGCUCUGAAAAGAAGGAACGGUUGACUCUUCAGAUCAAGAACCUUCUUGAGACCACCUGAAGAAGAGUCUCGACCUGAAACGUCACCCAAAGCUUCUGUUAACUUAUCUUUUGUCUUAAAAACAAAAUGAAUGCCUGUUCUUGAGCAUGGAGGUAUUUGUCUGCGAUGACCCCUCGCCCUCUGUUUCUCUCCCCCCUCUCUCCCCCCUCCCCCGACCCACCAUCUUACUGAGUGUGGUUGCUCUGGAGAAUGGGACCUGUGGGUGAGGCAGGGUGAGUUCCAACUUGAGUUGGCCAAGCAAGCAGCAGCCACUGUGAGAAAAUUUGUUGCUGGUACAUCAGACUCUUCUCCAUCCGUACCUGCAUGUAACUUUCUCCUUACCUUUGUUCAGGUGGCCAUUGACCUUAUGUCAUGACCCAAGGGUGAACAGAAGUACUUUCCAAUCAUUGACGUAUCUCGAAAUCCAGCCACUAAUUAAAAUAGGAACCGUGAUCACAUUAACAUUGAGAAGGAUGGGUGAAUUUAUAACAUGGGUGAAAAGGUUAUAUUUGACCCAUGAUAUUGUUCUUUGCACAGUUUACUGUGCAGGGCACUCUGCUUAAAACGUGACUAACUGAUAAAACACUUAUAAAGAUAACACUUCAAAACUACGUAAUCUAAUCUGUCAUGCCUCCAGGAUAUUGAUUUCCUGGUACAUGUCACGCUACUCAGCCUCAAUCUGUUCCAAUUCACCAAAUUGGUGCAUAGCCCCAAUAGCCCGUAAUUUAUUUCUCAAAAGUUUUUAUCUUCGUGCUAUUUUUUUCUUUGAAAUCUUCAAUCACAUUCUGUGUUUUAACCAUUCAAUAAGUCCCUAGAUCUCUAUUGCUUCAGACCUGUUCACAUUGUAUUAAUUCGUUCACUUACGUAAGAGCACAAAAUAUUUAAUUAAUGCUUUGUGUACACUUCAUCCCAUGGUGACCAUGUGAGAAAUUCCAUUUAGAUUUCCAUGGCAACCUUCAUCACACCUUUCUACAAUCUUGAACAUCAUUUUAUUAAAAAGCUGUUCAAAAAAUCAUGACGUUGAUGGACAUUAAAACAAUCGAACACAUUAACGGGAAGAUUUCAUUCAAUGAUCACGAGUCUUCCUUCUCCCGCUUUGCAAAAGGACAAAAAAAUUAUCCACUAUGGUCUCCGUUUUCUUUAACAUUAUCCUACACACACUAGUAACUUUAUAUUCAAUGUACAACUGAUAAAGAUAGACAAAAAGUGCUGGAGUAACUCAGCAAGUCAGGUAGCAUCUCUGGAGAAAAAGGAUGGGUGACAUUUUGGUUUGUGACCCUCCUUUACUCUGGCGCUUUGUGUCUGUCUAUUUUUGGUCUCAACCUGCACCUGCAGUUCCUUGUUUCUACAGUUUGCCCAGCUGAUAAAGCCAUGCAUCCCAUACAACCUUGUUACUACCCUAAACGGACACAAUAUGCUGGAGUAACUCAGCGUCUCUGGAUUGAAGGAAUGGGUGAUGUUUCAGGUUGAGACCCCACUAACUACUUCAUCAGAUACUACUCUGUCCAUUGCCUUUACCAUUUCCAGGGAGCUAUGGACUUGCAUCCCUAAAUCUCUCUACCCAUCAAUGUUCCUUAAGGCCCUGCCAUUUACUGUCUGCUCUGGGAGUCAUGGGUGAAGUCUUCCAUUACAAUGCUCCCCCCCCCCCCACACCCUCUCCAAUCAGUAAGGGUUUAAAUCAUUUUUCAAACAAUGUGGAUUAUGAAAUUCCUCCACUGUUGUCCAAUAUUUGCUUGAGCGAUGACGUGGAUGGGCAAGUUCACCUUGUUCAGCUCCAUUGUGUCUUCUGGGCACCUGGCAUUAGUGAUUGGAAUUAUCGCAGUUCCCUGUUUGUUUACUUUUGCUGCCUAGGUACCAUGUCUGCACUAUCUGAUCCUCCUGUCUGGUAAAGUCAACGUUUUGUUUAAAAACCUAAAUAUGCUUUUGUUUUAUACACUGAUUUUUCAGAGCGUACUUACUGGCAUCUUUGGUCCUACCUACCACUAAAAUGACAACCCCACCUGCCCCCUCUCCACUAAAAUGACAUUCCCCCCACCCCCACCCACCACAAUUCACCAACUUUGUUGAUCACUCCAUUAGCACAGUAGGCAAUCUCUCAAGUCACUGACUACAACCUCCUGGUUUCACAUUUCAGCAAGAGUGUUUAAAUCGGCUGGUGGGAAUCCAUGUUAAUAGAGUGAUAAUCUAAUUGAGAGUUGGUACUUAAUGCUUUGAAGGUCCAAUGCAGCAUUGCAAUUGAUUUCAGUUGAAUGUCAUCUGUGCCAUCAUUGAUUGAAUCUGAAGUUUAUCUUGUAGCACCUUAUAAGUUUCUGGGAAAAAUAUACCUCUGUUUAUCUUGCCCAGUAUAAUUCUCAGUGUUUAAUUACUUAAUGAGAAAUAAAUUUUGAAUUGUA